Vanrija pseudolonga is the source of this 1164-nucleotide messenger RNA. RefSeq lists its product as uncharacterized. The transcript is spliced from 2 exons. The record is from RefSeq and is a predicted model, not a curated record. Bases 115 to 1104 code for a protein of 329 amino acids. NCBI's taxonomy places the organism in Eukaryota, Fungi, Basidiomycota, Tremellomycetes, Trichosporonales, Trichosporonaceae.
UUCACAAACAAACAACAAACAACUACAGUCACCUCGCGUCACCUCUCUUGCGCCGCGGCAUGACGAGCACGAGCUAACCCGUGACUCCACCUCGCACAACUACCCGACACGACAAUGCCAAAAGACGACGCCACUCCCGACGCCGGCGCCGACGAGCGCCGCGACCGCCGUCGCGCCAUCAAUCGGCGCGCACAACAACGCAGCCGGGAGCAGAAACAGAGCUUGAUUGAGCGAUUGCAGGCCGAGAACGCGGCACUGAGGGAAAGAUUCGGCCUGGGACAGUCUGCUGCUGCUACCAGCGGGCAAGGUGCCGCCUUGGCACCGACACACAGCGCCCCACAGUACCACAGCUCUGGCUCAGUGUCCCCUCUCCCACCACUCAACCACUCGUCAAGCUCGGCCUCGGCGUCCCUCUCGCCCGCUGCCCCGCCAGCGCCAUCCGCAGCCAGCACCGACCUCGACGCUUUGCGGCAGGCCUUCCUCGCCGUCCUUGCCUCGGUGUGUGACCCCCACCUGAACACCAUCCAUGCCAUCUGUGCCAAGUUUGCGCAGAGCCGCGGGCGGGCGGUGCAAGUGGGCGAUUUGCACCCCCCACGACCGGUCAACCGGCCGUUGAACGCCGGUGCCCCGGGCGGUGCAACUACCAACGGGUUCGGACACGACGGUAACCCGCACCCCCAUCAUCAUCACCACCACGGGCACGGGCACGCUCACGCGCACGCGCACACGCCGCACGGCUUCCCCCAACCCCCAGGCGGCAGCACCGACCCCUUUGGCGCCGAUCCCAACGCGUGGCUCGACGACCUCCUCACCACCCUCCUCCCCCCAACAGCGUACGUCACGUCGGACCCCGAAGCCGCUGGCCCGCUCUCCGUGCCCCUCUUUGAGCCGGCGCACCCGAUCAACGGGCUCGAGCUCGACGCGGGCGGCGUGUGGGCGUUUGUCGUCGCCACCGUCGACCUCAGCCGCACCGACGCAGAGUACCUCGCCUCCCGGCUCACCUCCAUGAUCAGGUGUUAUGGCUUCGGGCCGGUCCUCCUGCGGCACGAGGUCGAGGGCGUGUGUGCCGACUUUCCGGCGCUGCACGCCGGCGUUGUGGCCUAGCUACUGUAGAGGGAGGGGCGUUUGUACACUCCAUAGACGAACUGUAUGUAGCAUUGUCAC